AUGAAGCUCCCUUCCAUCCUCGCAACAACUGCCAUCGUGACAGGGGUCUCGUCCUGUCUGCUCCGGUCCGAAAUCCACCCAGGAACCAGCAAAGCUCUCCUCCAAAACAGCCCAAUUCAGGCUUCUCCUCGUUACGACAUCCUCGUCGGUUCUGGCGAUCGCUUUGCCAACGGUACACUCCCGCCCGCUGGCUUGGGCGUGCACAACCGCGACCUCAAGACCAUCCUCAACCCCCGUGAGGUUGACUCGGCACUUCGGGGCCUCGCGCGCACCUUCAAGGACGUUAAGCUCUUCACACCCCCGUUCACCACCUUUGAGAAUGCCUCACUCCGAGGGGCAAGCAUCGGCAAAGACCCCCGCGUCUUCAUCAUGAGCGGCGUCCAUGCCCGUGAGCGUGGUGGCCCAGACGACGUCGUCUACUUUCUGUCAGACCUCCUGCACGCCCGCACCGCGCGCUCGGGCAUCAAGUACGGCGACAAGAUUUACUCGCAUAAGCAAGUUCUUACCGCACUCUCUGCCGGCAUCGUCGUCCUGCCGCUCGUGAACCCCGACGGCGUGGCCCACGACCAGGCGACGGACUCGUGCUGGCGCAAGAACCGCAACCCCGCGAGCGCCACGGGUGUUCUGGACGCAGAAGUGGGCGUCGACUUGAACCGCAACUAUGACUUCCUCUGGAACUACACCCAAGCCUUCAGCCCCAACGCCGAAUUGUGGGCGGCCGCGUCUGAUGACCCUGUGAGCGAAGUCUUCCACGGCACAGCGCCUUUCUCUGAACCCGAGACGCGGAACGUUGCCUGGGUGCUGGAUUCCUUCCCUAGUCUGUCGUGGCUGCUCGAUCUGCAUUCGUAUGGCGGAGCGAUCUUGUUAGGCUGGGGCGACGACAACGUCCAGACGAGUGAUAGUCGGCAGAACUUCACCAACAGUGCCUACGACGGGAAGCGCGGCUUCACAGGCAUUGACCCCAAGGACAGCAUGUACAGAGAGUACAUGCAGGCCUCCGAUUACACCGCUGAAACCAAAUUGGCAAAGCGUAUGCACUCCGCCAUGGCCUCUGCGGGCGAUACGCCAUACACCAUCCAAGAGGCAGCUUCCUUUUACCCGACAUCGGGUACCAGCCCUGAUUACGCCCUGAGCCGGUACUAUAGUCGCCAGUGCGGCGCGGGCAAGAUCCGGGGGAUGACGCUCGAGUUUGGCGAGUCGAGCACCGCGGCGCCGUCGUGUCAGAUGUAUCCCAGCAAGAAGCAGUACCAUACGUGGAUGAGGGAGGUGAGCGCUGGACUGAUGGAGAUGUUGCUGAGCGCUGCUGAGGAGAAGGACGUCGAGACGUGGGAGUGCUGA
Messenger RNA from Ilyonectria robusta, 1338 nucleotides. RefSeq lists its product as uncharacterized. The transcript has a single exon. Gene Ontology annotation, biological process: proteolysis. Gene Ontology annotation, molecular function: zinc ion binding; metallocarboxypeptidase activity. Lineage: Eukaryota; Fungi; Ascomycota; Sordariomycetes; Hypocreales; Nectriaceae. Bases 1 to 1338 code for a protein of 445 amino acids. The record is from RefSeq and is a predicted model, not a curated record.